AUGUCACCUAGAAAAGAGGUGCGUAACCAACGGGUAAUCGCCGCAAAUCCGGCCGCAACUCCAACCUUACCCAUUUACGCGGCGGGACCCUUUCGCCCCCGAUAUGCCGAUUUCGAAUGCAACCUUUGCGCACAGGGUACGCUCGCCAACACCAAGCUGCGUGGGACCCCCCAAGAGCUCGCAGCAUUCCCCUCUUUUUGGCAACUCCCCGAUGCACCACCCGUGGUUCUCGACCGCCGAGCGCACCUCCACGAUUUUCUGUCGUUCAGCAUUGGCCGUGGCACCCGAGGGCGCCUUGCUGCUCAAACCACGUUCACCACAUCUCCGGUGCCUCUAGACGCAACCCCACUGGCGGACGUCGCCUACAUGGAUCCGCCGCUCAGCAUAUGGCCAGCUUCGAGGUCAGGAGACCUACCUCCUGCCAUCGAUCUUGCCCAACAACCCGCGCUUGCUAAGAGGGGGAGCCCGCGAAUGAACCUGAAGGACAAGUCCGAGACCCUGGACGAUGAGUCUCAAGUCGCUGCUCGUACGGAUUUUGUGUUUGGGCGCGAGGGAGCCAAUGACGAAUCCAUGACGGAGUUCGGUCUUGUUCAGCGGAUGGAAAAGGAGACGCGUUUAGCAGCCGUUGAUGACAUCGUUUCGAUUCUAUUUCUUUGGGAGAGGCUGGUUGAAGGAUUGGCAGAAUGGUCGUGGCUCUUGCCGUGCUCGGACUUGGGGCUCGAGACAUGCGCCGCUAAAGUCCGCCAAGCCGUUCCGACCCUGGACUACGUCGUUAAACUAGUCCCCGAUCCAUCACCGCACCCAUCAGCAACCGCCGUCUUCAGGCAGCCUCCGACAUUCACCACACCAAACCAAACCGAAGUCAUAGCUCGAGAGAGCGCGUCCAACUCACGGCAACGUGAGUUGGGUAUUCGUACGAUGUCAACCAACGAAUCCCCCACCCAAGCCCACUCUCCCUCCUCGUUUCAGGAGGACCUCGGGGAGUGGGCCUGGCUUCAUCAAACAACUACUCCCGACAUGUCGCAAUUUCCGCUGGUGCCGCCAAGUCCCAUGUACCAGACGUUUAACCCCGAUAACUCUCAGGCCGCCGUACCACCACUGAUGCCCGAAACUGCGUCUUAUCCCACAAUGAACACAAACCUCACCGACUCCCUGGGAUCAAGCCCGGUGGAACUGCUUGUUCACGAUAUCGACCCUUUCAUGGCGUUCCAGCUUGGUCUCUACCUCGGCUCGACGGGUCCCUCCUGGGCCGUGCCGGAAAGCUGUGGGCCGGCGGAUCUUUUUGCCAGCACCCUAGACGGCGACCUAUUUUCCGGCCUUGACUUUGCGCCCGGGCCUUUUACUCACACACCACCACAUGGGUCUACCAGCCCAGCGACUUCCCUCUACGACAUGGACGCUCUAUACCUCCCGAGUAACCACUACGCCCCUGCAGAUCCCCUCACCCCCAUUUCCCUCGCGAGCGGCACCCCUGAAUCCGCUCUCUCCCCAUCUUCCCCGGCCACCAUCUUCAGCCAAGCCCUCCCAUGCCCUGAAUUCUCCCGCAACAACGGCGCCUACAACAACACCAACUCAUCAACCGCCAGCCCCAGCGCAGCGUCGACGACAACCACCACCACUACCCCAAACCCCAACGAUCCCACCCCCCCACCCAACAAGCCAGACGAACGCAAGCGGCGCGAAACCAAACGCAUGCGCUUCCGGUGCCCCGUCACCCCCGCCACGACCGCGCGGUGCACGCAAGGGUUCCUGGACGCACGCACGCUGCACCGCCACGUGUGGACGCACCACAAGGCGUACGCCCGCGAACACAACGUGCCGUCGGAGCAGACGGGCUGCGAGUUCCCGGGCUGCGGGUAUAUGGGGAGGGGGGAUAACGUGGCGCGCCAUAUGAAGAGGCAUGGGAGGUGA
Molecule: messenger RNA, 1911 nt
Organism: Chaetomium globosum CBS 148.51
Lineage: Eukaryota; Fungi; Ascomycota; Sordariomycetes; Sordariales; Chaetomiaceae
Exons: 3
Coding region: 1-1911 (636 amino acids)
Source: RefSeq, a predicted model, not a curated record